This is a messenger RNA of Cladophialophora psammophila CBS 110553, 1551 nucleotides long. RefSeq lists its product as uncharacterized. The transcript is spliced from 5 exons. Bases 1 to 1551 code for a protein of 516 amino acids. Gene Ontology annotation, molecular function: heme binding; oxidoreductase activity, acting on paired donors, with incorporation or reduction of molecular oxygen; iron ion binding. The record is from RefSeq and is a predicted model, not a curated record. NCBI's taxonomy places the organism in Eukaryota, Fungi, Ascomycota, Eurotiomycetes, Chaetothyriales, Herpotrichiellaceae.
AUGGCCACUCUUAUUGCUGGAAAUCUUGUCGGCUAUCUUACUUUGUUUCUUGUACUCGUGCUGUUCACUUAUGUAAGGUCGUGGCAGCGGCUGAGGCACAUCCCAGGCCCGCCGUCGUGGGGCUGGUCCGUGCUCCCGCUCUUCAGACUUCAUGUCCACGGCGCCAUCUACGACAAGUUCGGCGAGCUGAACCGCCAGUAUGGACCGCUCGUGCGCAUCGCGCCCAAUACACUAUUGGUGGCCGAUCCGGACGUCUUGCGGCGCAUGUCGGCCGUCCGGUCGCCCUACACGCGGGCAGACUGGUACAUCGCCAUGCGGCUGAACCCGGGCCAGGACAACGUGCUGGCGCAGCGGGACGAGGAGAAGCACGACGACCUGCGCCGGCGCAUGAUGGCCGGCUACUCGGGCAAGGAGAACCUGGCGCUGGAGCGCGACAUUGACGACUGCGUGCUGGACCUGGUGCGUCUGAUCGAGCGCAAAUACCUGCCUUCUCCAGGACGAGAACACCAGCCCGUACCCAUGGACCUGGCGCGCAAGAUCCAGUUCUUCACGAGCGACGUCAUGAGCAAGCUGUCGUUCGACGCAAAGUUCCACGACCUGCGUGACGACAACGACAACUUGGGAUACAUCCACGAGGUCGAGACCAUGUUCCCCAACAUCUUCUGCACCUGCACGAUCCCCAAGGUGAUAGAGUUCCUGACGAACAUUGGCUUUCUCGGCCUGUUUGCGCCCUCGGCGAACAGUAAGCUGGGUCUGGGCAAGGUCCUGGCAAUCACCAGGGAGCAGACGGCCAAACGCUUCGACAGUGAGGGCAAGCCCAAGGGCGACUACAACGACAUGCUGGGCAGCUUCAUACGACACGGCCUCACCAAAGAAGAGGCUGAGUCGGAAAGUGUCAUGCAAUUGGCUGCUGGAUCGGACACGUCUGCUACAGGCAUGAGGGCAACGCUGCGCUGCAUCAUAUCGUCCCCAAUGGCGUACGUGAAGCUCAUGGUGGAGAUUGACGAGGCGAUAGCGAGUGGCAAGAUACCGUCGGAUGAGAACCAGGUGGUCUCGAAUAGCAAUGCCAAGGAACUGCCGUAUCUCCAGGCGUGCAUCAAGGAGGGUCUUCGGUGGUAUCCACCGAUCGCGGGGAUGCUUGCUAAGAAGGUUCCUCGGGCCGGCGACAAGGUGUGCGGCUAUUUCGUCCCAGGAGGUACAUCUAUGGCCUAUUCAGCUAAAGCAGUGCACCACUCAGCGGCCUUGUUUGGUCCCGACGAAUACGCUUUCCGACCAGAGCGCUGGAUAUUGACCAAGGAUGGCGGCGAUGAGCCAUCUGUCGAGAAGCUCAAGGCCAUGGAGCAGAACAACGAGUUGAUUUUCGGAUAUGGGAAGUACCAAUGUCUGGGCAAGAGCGUUGCCUUGAUUGAAUUGAACAAGAUCUACGUCGAGCUCCUGCGGCGCUUUCAGUUCAGCCUGAUGGACCCAUUGGAUGUGUGGAAGACCAAGUGUUUUGGGAUACAUCUGCAGAAGGACAUGUGGGUGACCGUCAAGAGACGGCCGAAGGAGUGA